AUGAAUGGCCGAAAUGCACCACUAUCACCCGUAUCUAUAGGCGAUAGUGACUGGCCAAACGGUUAUCCAAUGGACAAGGACGACCCCUACGGCAACAAUCGUGGCCAACUCAUUUCACCACCCAACUCUGGUGGCUCCCUCCCAAGCCCCAUGAACUCCGGUUUUCCCACGGGCCCGCGCAAUGGCAACGGCGGGCCCUCACCACCACCCUCUAUCGGCCGCUCCAGCGCCGGCCCCAGCAUGUACGCCCGCAGCGAAAGCGGCCGCAGCCAGCGCGAAGAGGCCACGGACGCAGUGCUCGGCGAGCACUACAUUGCCCUCAAGCGCUUUCUCGCCCAGACGUCGCGCGACGGCAAGGCCGCACCGCCCGCCAACAAGGCACGCGACAAGCUGCAACGCCUAACGUCUGUGCAGUUUCUCGAGCUCAGCACCGAUGUCUACGACGAACUCAUGCGCCGGCAAGCGGUCAGCCGCCGCCAAAACAAUGGCGGCCCGCAGGGCCCCGGUGGCCCGCCCAGCUAUCUCUUGCCCGAAGACUCGUUCCACCCAAAACGCAAUCAGGCCCGCCAAAAGCUGGCGUCGCUUGGCCCGCCACGCUUCCGCGACCUUGCAACUGACGUGUUCUGCGAGCUGGAGCGACGAAUCCCGCGCUUUACCGGCGGCGACAUCCCGCGCAUGGGCAGCCCGGCCGGAUCGAUGCGACCAUCGAGUCGCGCCCAGACUCCAGUCAACGGCAGCAUGAAUGGCUUCCCGCCACGCAAUCAGAGUCGGCGGCGACCGUCCGAAGCUGGUUCCGUUCGCUCGAUGCGCAGCGGCGUUGGCGUGAAUGGUCUGGGACUGGGUCCCGGCGGUCUUGGGAACAGCUCCGUACCGCCAUCGCCCGGCCUGCCGCCCAAUAACUAUGACCGACCAAUGCAGAAGCAAUCACAAAGCAACACGAUUGUGCCAAAUAAGAGCACUAUGGUUGAGGAGGAUGAUGACCCGAUGAUAAACCCCAUGGGCGGUGGCAACAUGAACGGCGACGACUACGGUGUGCAGAGGCAAAUGAACAACGGCGCCGAGACCGCAUUACAGACGGAGAAAAACAAGCAAUUGAUUACUGAGUACGAAGCACAAAUAAAAGAUUUACGAGACCAGAUGGCGGCCAUGGAAUCGGACAUGAAGAAGAACAAGGUGGAGAUGGAUGCGGUACUCGACGCUGAGCGCACACGCGCGUCUGCCAGCAACGUCGAGAAGCAGGAGUGGUCGAACGCACGGCGUGAUCUCGAGAACCAGCUGGCAGACUCGGCCAGCCUCGCAGAAUCGCUACAGCAGGACAUGGACCGGAUGCGAAACGACCACGCAGCUGAGGAGCGGCAGCUGCGCGCCCAGAUUGACGAUUUGCGACAAUCCCUCGCCGAGAGUGCACGCAACAACAGCAACAAGAAUUCGAGCCGGGGUGGCAACGAGGACUUGCUGCGCGAAAACGAGGACCUGCGACAGCAACUGCGCGAGCAGCAGCAAGUCACCGAGGAAGUGCGCGGCGAAGCCGAGCGGUUCCUGAACGAGAUGCGCAUGCUCUCCCAAAAGAGCGGCACGACAUGGGAGAAGCACGCCGACCUGGAGAAGACAAUUGCAUCGCUCGAGGCGGAAGUGCGUGAUUGGCGCAACCGAUACGCGCGGGCCAAGACACAGCUGCGAACGCUGCGCGGCUCGUCCACCGGCCUGGGCAUGCAGCAGGAGGACGCUGGUCGGUACAUGCGCGAGAAGGGCUUCACGACCGACGACGGCCUCAUCAAGGACGUGCACGUCACAAAAUUCCAGAUGGCGAUUGAUGAACUGCUACGGCGGGCACGCCUCGAGGAGCCCGAGCAGACGAUCGACUCCAUGAAGGCCGUUGUUGUGGCGGUGCGCCGCAUCACCAAGGACUUGGACGACGCGCCAGCGCCGCUGGGCCAAGACGAGGAUGCGACGCAGCAACAGCAGGCGAAGCUGAAGACGCGCGUGUCGGGCACGGCCAACAACCUGAUCACGGCGGCGAAGAACUUUGCCAUGUCCGCUGGCUUGUCGCCCGUGUCGCUGCUCGAUGCGGCGGCAUCGCACCUGGUGGCGGCCGUGGUGGAGCUCCUGCGGGUGGUCAAAGUCCGCACAACGCCGGCGGGCGAGCUGGAGGACGACGACAACAAUAUGUCAACCACCAUGUCCAUGUCGAUGAUGGACGACGACAACAAUAUGUCAACCACCAUGUCCAUGUCGAUGAUGGACGACGACAACGGCUCUCUGACGCCCGUCGAGUCCAACGCCAGCUACUUCUCACCGCGCAGCAACGGCGGCCAAACAACGGCCACGACGCUGUCGUCGACGACAACACAAAACUCACUACCUCCGCCGCCGCCCUUCCAGGGUCUGGGUGGCGUGCGCGACAGCGCAGACUCGUCCGCAUACAGCCCGGUAAGCUCGCCGCGGCAGUCGGUUGACCGGUUCGGCAGUUAUGCCAACGGCGGCCGGCGCUCCAUGUCGCGUGGCGCGCCGAAUGGUAUGAGUGGUGCCAGCGGGAUGAACGGGAUGAACGGGAUGAACGGCAACUACCUCGGCAUCAACAAGAACCUUCCCUCAGCACCUGGCGGCAACGGUAACGACGACGUUGGCAGUGGCUUUGGCGGCAGCGGAUCGGGCCGCGCUGGCCAGCGCACCGAGGAUCUCAAGGCGCUGCUUGACGACCAGACAGCGGUGAUGGUGCAGAUCAUCCAGGACAUGGUCGGGUCGAUCCGCAGCGAGGCGGGUGUGCAGCAGAUUACACAGCAGAUCAACGAGAUUGCCGAUAUCGUCGGGAAAGUGAUUGCCGAGACGGAAGCCAGCGGCAACGGCGGCCCUUCGCUCGACAAGCUGGUGAGCUGCCGGCAACGGCUGGUGGAAGCGGGCGACCGGGGCGAGUCGAUGCGGGCAACGGAGGCGAGCGGCGGGCGCAAGAUGGACAUGCGGUCGUGGACGACGUCGCUGCCUCCGGUGGCGUUUGAGAUUGCGCGCGAGACCAAGGAGCUGGUCAAGCGGAUUGACCGUCUUGUGCUGGGCGAAGGCAACGACGACUUUUCGUAA
Messenger RNA from Sporothrix schenckii 1099-18, 3075 nucleotides. RefSeq names its product cell polarity protein. The record is from RefSeq and is a predicted model, not a curated record. NCBI's taxonomy places the organism in Eukaryota, Fungi, Ascomycota, Sordariomycetes, Ophiostomatales, Ophiostomataceae. Gene Ontology annotation, cellular component: cell cortex of growing cell tip; actomyosin contractile ring. The transcript has 2 exons. Bases 1 to 3075 code for a protein of 1024 amino acids. Gene Ontology annotation, molecular function: MAP kinase scaffold activity.